AAGGAGGGCGGUUUGAAAACAAGACGGGAGCUAAUGAGCUAAUGUGAACUUCUGCAAACUUAAACCAAAUUAUGCCGUAAAAGCAGAAAUAUUUGCAACUCUCUUUUCUUUUAUUUUAACUAAUGGACCUCUAGCCACGGGCUGAGAUUAAAGGGUGUUUACUGGUACCUCGUCUCGUCAGGAUGGCGAGCGUCCAUGAGAGCCUGUACUUCAACCCCAUGAUGACCAACGGAGUGGUCCACGCCAACGUGUUCGGCAUCAAGGACUGGGUCAGUCCCUACAAGAUCUCGGUGCUGACGCUGCUGUACGAGAUGACCGCGAACAAAACCAACCUGCCGGAGAGGAGGAGGCUCAACAAGCUGCUGCUGCCGCUGCAGCAGGGUCCGGACCUGGCUCUCGGGCAGUUCCUCCAGCUGGUGGAGGAGUGUUGUCCUCAGACUGCAUAUGCUGUCAAACUCAGGCUCCAUGAAAUGGCGGAUGGAGAGCUAAAAGACAUGGAGUACUUCUUUUCCACACUUCCCACCCCGUUCACUGCUUUCGAUUCGGAGGCUUAUAAAACCAGCGUUGUGGGUCUCUUUAUGAGGCACAUGCUCCUGGCGUACAACAAGCUGUCGUUCAGUCAAGUUUACAAGCUGUACAAGUCCCUGAGGAACUACUACCACAGCCACUACGCCAAGCCUUCAGACGGACACGUGGGGUUGCCGGCGUUGGCUGCAGACGACUCGGACAUGGACCUGACCAGCACCGAGGACACCGUGGGGGACAGAACGGACAAAGAGGAGCUGGACACCCCGCUGCACGAGUCAGAGCUUCAAAGUGACAACACUCCAAGCAAAGGCCCUUUGUCACAAAAACAAGCAGAGUACUUUCUUGCAAGACAGGCGUAUCUUCUGAAGAAUGAUGAAAACAAAGCCCUAAGGCCUGCAGCGUUGCAGGAAGAGCUCAACAACAUGCUGAAGUUUAACCCCGACUUCGCUGAAGCGCACUACCUGAACUACCUGAACAGCAUGAGAGUGCAGGACAUCUUCCUCUCCGCCCACAGUCUCUUACAUUACUUUGACCGCCUCAUCUUAUCGGGUAAUGAGGGGAAAAGCAACGGCGACGAGGGCUACGGCCGGAGUCUCCGCUACGCCGCUCUCAACCUGGCCAGUCUGCAUUGUCGCUUCGGCCACUAUCAGCAGGCGGAUCUGGCUCUACAGGAGGCGAUCCGCAUCGCCCAGGAGUCCAACGACCACGUGUGCUUGCAGCACUGUCUGAGUUGGCUCUACACCCUGGAACAGAUGAAAGGAUCUGACAGCACGGUGCUGACGGAGGACUCGGUGAAAAUGGCCGCUCAUUUCUGCCUGCCAUACCUGGCGUCUCUGGGCAUUCAGUCUCUGGUCCAGCAGGGGGCGACGCAGGGCAAGACUGCACACAAACUGAUGGAUGCGCUGAAGGACACAGACAUCCUGCACUGGAAACACAGUCUGUCGGAGCUGAUCGAGAUCAGCCUCGCUCAGACCACGUCCAUAUGGAGGAUGUAUGGAAAAAGCACCAUGGCUCUGCAGCAGGCCCAGCUCCUCCUCAACCUGAGCAGCCUGGAGCCGGUCAACUUCGGGGUCCAUCAGAACAACACGGAGGCCUUCGCCGUCGCUCUCUGCCACCUGGCCGAGCUUCACGCCGAGCAGGGUCUCUACUGUGCCGUUACUGAGAUCUUUCAGCAUCUGAAAGAUCAGUUUCCUCCUCACACACAACAUGCAAAGCUGUGGAUGCUGUGUGAUCUGAAGAUCCAGUUUGAGAGGAACAUGAAUGAAGGGAAGUAUCAUCUAGCAGAGCCGCUGGUCACGGCCAUCUCUGCAUUAAAUACAACAGAAGGCCUUUACAGGAAAUCUCAAGUUCUGAAGGCUCUCAACCGCAGCGCAGAAGCGUACAGCAUCUUGCAGCGGCUGCAAGUUCACUGUGAGAAGACCAAAUGCACCGAGAUAAUUAUCAGAGUGAUGCUGUCCACUGCUGAGCUUCACUGGGAGUCGUCGGGCUUCUCCACAGCUCUUCCUCUUCUCCUGCAGGCGUUGUCUCUGGCCAGACAGCACCACCUUCAGUCCCUGGCCUCGGAAACCAUCCUUCACCUGGCCUUCACUCAGCUCAUGCUGGGAGUCCCGGAGCAGGCUCUAAUCGUUCUUCACGAGGCCAUGGAGCCAGUUCUGGCCCACGGAUCUGUCCUGGACAAAGGUCGGGCCAUGCUGCUGGCAGCGCGCUGUCAGAUGGCCGUGGCUGGGUUCAGGCCAAACGGACAAGGUCGACCAGAUUUGCACUUAUCAGCGUUUGCAGUCGACACGCUCAACGAGGCGGCAGCUUAUUUCUUCCAACUGAACUGUAAGGAGCGGCUGCGGGACGUGUACUACCUGCAGGCUCGCCUGCACCGCUGCCUGGGACAAACCUCGCACAGCAACAAAAGCGCCAUGCUCUUCCGACUGCUGGACCAGGAGCUGCAGUCACGAGCGCCGCCCAUCUCCAUGCGACUCUGAGUAACAACAAAGAGGGGGAAAAAAAACUGCUGUGUUGAUGCAACUCGCCACUUGGUGGGAGUAAGACUCUGUCCACAUUCUUUCCCAUCACUGAAACAUCAACAUUUCUAUUUUUAGGUGUUUUUGAAGUGGAAAGAUCAUACGGUGCAGGAGUAAGAAUUAAUCGGAACAAUGUCGGCAGUCGUUGCGUUAGCUCCAGAUGUGCUUUAGUAGCUUCUGCUGAAGCAGCUUUAGGUUGAUCUGGCAGGAAAGCUAUUAGUCCAUGUUCCAG
This is a messenger RNA of Cololabis saira (Pacific saury), 2775 nucleotides long. RefSeq names its product anaphase promoting complex subunit 5 (gene anapc5). Gene Ontology annotation, cellular component: anaphase-promoting complex. Gene Ontology annotation, molecular function: protein binding. Bases 183 to 2504 code for a protein of 773 amino acids. The record is from RefSeq and is a predicted model, not a curated record. Gene Ontology annotation, biological process: positive regulation of mitotic metaphase/anaphase transition; anaphase-promoting complex-dependent catabolic process; protein K11-linked ubiquitination. The transcript is spliced from 17 exons. Lineage: Eukaryota; Metazoa; Chordata; Actinopteri; Beloniformes; Belonidae.